AUGCUGGCAGUGCGCUACGUGGACUUCGAGGGCGGGCAGUCAGCAGGUUGGGGCCCAGUUCCUCCAGACGAGCUGGACUUAUGUGCACCCAUCAUCCAAGUGAUGGUUGUGUUGUUAAGCUACAGUAACACGCAGACCUGCCUGGGCGAGCAGGGUCGGCACGACUGUCGCUGGAAACCAUGGGAGGACUGGGAGGCUUGUACCAGGAGUUGCGACGGGGGCGAGCGGACGCGUCGGCGUGGCAUUGCCGCAGAGCCCACCGGCCACGGACUGGCCUGCAAGGCCAGCAGCUCGUUGGAGGCCGCGCCUUGUAAUACCGCAAGUUGCUGGACGAUGGCGGAGGUCUGCGCCUGGUCAGAGUGGGGAACUUUUGGGCAGUGCUCGAGGUCUUGCGGGAGUGGCCAGCAGACCCGGAACCGACAAAAGACGUGGCAUUCUCCCGAUGCAGCCAAGGUCAUCCCUGCAAGUGGAGUGCACCGGCAGGCAGAGGGAGAUCAGGCCCUGUGGCCUGAUCCCAUGCACCUUGGCGGAGGCUCCCGUGAAUUGCUUGUGGUGCUGAUCGUGGCGAUGCAGGCUCUCCAAAGAGACUUCGUAGCAGCCGGGUCGCUGCAUGCCCUCCGUGGCGGCGUGCCUUGCGUUCUGCUCUUGGAGCAGAUUUUCGGGGCCCGGCAGAAUUCAAGCGCCGCCAGGAACGUGAACUGUGAGUUCGGCCUCUGGACGACCUGGAGUUUGGCCUACGCUCAGAGCCUUUCCAGGCGGUGCUGGUCAAAGAUACCACACCAGAACCGUGAUUGUGCACGCGCAGGUAUGGAGGAGGUGCAGCCCUGCUUCAGGAAGCUACGACAACCACGGGUUCUUUGCAACCGCAAUAUGGCAUGGCAGUUCGUCUUUAUCAAGGACCCAGAUCAGACUUGCUGCUCAGGUACCGCCAAGAACGGUGGAGCCGAAUGUCCCGAGGCAGACUUAGAAGAAACGGGCGAGUGCAACACCCAAGACUGUGUCGCGGACGCCUGGGGGAAGAUCGACUGCACCUGGAGCACCUGGUCUUCUUGGCGGUCUUGCUCCACGUCCUGUGGCACGGGUGAGGCAAGGAGAACCCGGAUCAUCGUUCAGGAGGCGGCGCACUCAGGGCAACCUUGCAGCGGCUACUUCCAGGAGUUUCGCAAAUGCCAAGACAGACCUUGCGAGCUGAAGGACUGCCAGUUCUCUGCUUGGGAACAUUGGAGCAGCUGCUCCGACAGGUGCACCGGCCAUCGUCAGCGAAGGCGCAACAUCGAACAGCAGGCCAUUGGAGGUGGGGCGGUGUGCACCGGCUCCACGAACGAACUUCGUCCCUGUGGCGCGAUCCACGACACUUUCUGCUUGAGCUCUGGGGAGGCUGUGGACUGUGCCUUUGGUCCUUGGUCGGCAUGGUCCGACUGCUCCCGAGAGUGCGGCGGCGGUCAGCACACGGCGACCCGCCAGGUCCUGCAGCACGCUGGGGGUGCAGGAACCCCAUGCUCCGGGGCUUUGCAACGUCUCGAAGCCUGUAACCUCAUCUACUGCCCAGGCGGGGGGGUUGACACUACAUGGAAGCUUUAG
Messenger RNA from Symbiodinium natans, 1581 nucleotides. The record is from the annotation of a GenBank genome assembly. NCBI's taxonomy places the organism in Eukaryota, Dinophyceae, Suessiales, Symbiodiniaceae.